AUGGUAAAACUAACAGCUGAUCUUAUUGCUAAACAAACACCUGGUCAUAAUAAACGACGUGCUGAUGAAACAGUUGAACAUUAUCUUUCACGUCUUACUCAUUUACCAUUUCAAAAUCGAGGCAUUGAUUCUAUUGAUUCUAUUUCACCUUGUCGUCUUUUAACAGUAAUUUAUCUUUAUGAUAAUAUAUUAAAUAAAAUUGAAAAUUUAAAUUUUGCUGAAAAUUUAACACAUCUUUAUUUACAAAAUAAUCGUUUACAAAAAUUAGAAAAUUUAGAUUAUUGUCCAAAAUUACAAAAAUUAUAUCUUGGUGGUAAUCAAAUACAAGUUCUUGAAGGUUUAGAUAAAUGUAUACAUUUAAAAGAAAUUUAUAUUGAAAAUCAACGUUUACCUGAAGGUGAAAAACUUGUUUUUGAACCACGAACUUUACAAUGUUUAUCAUCAAUUCUUGAAGUUUUAAAUGUUAGUGGCAAUAAUUUAGAUUCAUUAGUUGAAUUAAGUUGUUUACAAAGAUUAGAAGAAUUAACAGCAAGCAAUAAUAAUUUAGAAAAUCUUCGUGAACUUAUUCAACUUUUAAGUAUAUGGUCACGUUUAAAACGACUUGAUACAAGUCGAAAUCCAAUAUGUACAAAAGCACGUUAUCGUGAACGAUUAAUUGUUGUAUCAACAACAUUAGAAAUGCUUGAUGGAAAACAAAUAACAGAUAAUUCUCGACAAUUUUUAAUGAGUUGGAAAGCUUCACGUGAAGCUCAACUUACAAGAGAAAAAUCAAGACCAGAUUUUGAUGAUGGACCAGGAGACUAUACAAAUCAUAGUUAUUAUCGUCGUAAUAUAAUCAAAGCUGAUCUUGGUUUAGUUAAAAAAGGUCAAUUUCCCAUGGCACUUGUAGAAAAUGCUCAUCGAAAAAUGACACCAAGAGUAAAUAAAUUUUCAGGUUUUUUUGCAUCAAAAAGUUUCAAUAAUCCUGAUCCAAAUAAUUCCAAUGAAAAUCCAAUUAUUACAUUUCAAGAUCCAUCAACACAAACAUUUUUUAAAUAA
Rotaria sp. Silwood1 is the source of this 1038-nucleotide messenger RNA. NCBI's taxonomy places the organism in Eukaryota, Metazoa, Rotifera, Eurotatoria, Philodinida, Philodinidae. The record is from the annotation of a GenBank genome assembly.